This is a messenger RNA of Aspergillus glaucus CBS 516.65, 806 nucleotides long. RefSeq lists its product as uncharacterized. The transcript is spliced from 3 exons. Lineage: Eukaryota; Fungi; Ascomycota; Eurotiomycetes; Eurotiales; Aspergillaceae. The record is from RefSeq and is a predicted model, not a curated record. Bases 86 to 430 code for a protein of 114 amino acids.
AAGAGACCCCGACUCUCAAGAUAUCGGAAUCACGAAUACUUUGAAAUCAACCGAGACAAUCACCUUGCCCAAGAAAAGCCGCAGCAUGCGCAAGGAUGUUCCUUAUUCGAGAUUUAUAAGCACACAGGGAUCGAUGUUGAGGCUUUUGAUCAAGUCUAUUUACUUUUCUCUUGACAUCAGAAAAGAAGAGCCUAGACUUAGAGUGCCCACAUCAAUAUCCAGAAUGAAGUAUGUACUUGGUGGUGAAGUAUUUAGGACCAGACCAGAGGGUGUGGUCAUAAUUGGCCUGUUAAUUGAUGGUCUGUCGAUUAUUUCUUGCCCUAGGUGGUACGAAGACCAUAACUGGAGCGAAUUCCUAGGGGAAACACUCAGUGUGAUGCUGGCCAACUCGCUAAAAACCUUAAUGUACGGCACGGAGGUGCCAAUAUAGGGGAUCAGGAAAUCUACGUGGUUGGCUUCCACGGAUGUGAUUUCUAUAUUGCCCGUGAAUUCUUCAAAGCCGAUGUUAUUUCCAGGCUUCAUACGAAUGGAUACUCAGAAGACGAGGUUUUUCAAUUGAACUUCUCACGAGGUUAUAAUCUCUACUUGAAGGAGGAUUAGCUCGAAGCUACACGCGGUUUGACUGGAUUAUUUCGGUCUCUUUUAAGUGAGAAUGCGAAGGUUGGGGCUAUACGGGCGUAUUUAGCAAAAGAGUUGAAAAUGCGAGCCAUGGAUAGAUCAUCAUGGCCGCUACGUGCUUGACACUCCUCAAAAUCAAGUUACCAUCUUAAUCUCGCCAUCGCUACUGAACAUUGCGAACUCGGGGA